Sphaerulina musiva SO2202 is the source of this 1993-nucleotide messenger RNA. Its product is annotated as charged multivesicular body protein 3. The transcript has 2 exons. The record is from RefSeq and is a predicted model, not a curated record. Bases 83 to 766 code for a protein of 227 amino acids. Gene Ontology annotation, biological process: late endosome to vacuole transport; protein transport; endosome transport via multivesicular body sorting pathway. Gene Ontology annotation, cellular component: ESCRT III complex; multivesicular body. Lineage: Eukaryota; Fungi; Ascomycota; Dothideomycetes; Mycosphaerellales; Mycosphaerellaceae.
CCGCUAGGCAGAACUGGUCUAUACCACACCCAGUCUACAUCGCGACAGCCGGCUCCUGGUACGACCGUAGCAAGCGCACGCAAUGGACGCCGCUCGGCGAUUCUUCUAUGGACCUUCACCCGAGGAGCAGAAACGAAAAUGCAACUCCCUUCUCCGCUCCAACACGCGUAAGCUUGAUCGCGAUCUGCAAAACCUGAAAGCCCUCGAAUCGAAGACCAAGUCCCUUAUCCUCCAAGCCUCGAAACGCGCCCAAAAGAACCCCUCACAAGCGAAGCAAGCCUCCGCAGAAACACGAAUAUUCGCCCGAGAACUGAUUCGAGUGCGGCGACAAACACAGCGACUAGCGACGAGUAAAGCUACAUUGCAAAGCGUCGGCAUGCAAGUCAACGAGGCCUUUGCAAUGAAGAAGAUUGAAGGAGGCAUCAGGAAUAGUGUGGGAAUCAUGAAGGAUGUCAAUAUGCUGGUGAAACUGCCUGAGUUGACAGGAACCAUGAGAGAAUUAUCACAAGAGCUUGUUAAGGCCGGAAUCAUCGAAGAAAUGGUAGGCGACUCGUUACCUGACCAAGAGUUGCUGGAAGGGGAGGAUGAAGAGGCCGAGGCCGAGGUUGACAAGAUAUUGGGAGAGGUGCUCAAGGAUAAGACUGCUGCUCCUCAAUUGCCGAGUGAGCCGCUGGGACCUGUGGAAGCGCAACCCGAGGAAGACGAUUUCGAGUCAGAAGAGACAUUGGCGCAGAUGAGAAACAGACUGGAGGCGCUGAAGAGUUGACUUGUCAAUGGAAGACGAACGCAAACUGUGAUGGCUCCAACAUGGCCUUUGAACUUCUCAACACAUGAUACAUGAAAUGCUGCUUUCGUCAUGCGCUUCGAUUACUACGUGCUCUUGAAGAGCAAUGUGCAGGCCACACCUCCGAGGUAGGACAUAGUCAAGGUGUCCGUGUCUGCUGACGACAGUACAGAGACACCUCAGGCAUGGUUGGCGGCGCUGUGAGUCUCGGCCCAGGAUGUGGCUCGGCGGGUCCCGAAUCUCUGAAACAGCCGUGGCCUUGAAUUGAAUACUGAGCGCACAUGAUGAUCACAACGCUGCCCAUUUCACAGCAGCUAGCAAUUUAGGCCGGGUCAGGACAUCACAGCACGGUACCCGUCGAAAGUUCUGCGCACUGAUCAGCCGCGAAAGGCCAGCCAGAUCUCUACUCCUAAAGGUCCACGGUAUCGCAAUGCGGAGUCUGCCAACCAUACCACCGGAUCCGACUGCGGAUGCCUCUCUUCUAUGGGUUCGGAAGUCGAUCGUCUCCGCCACCUGUCCUGCGCGGCUACGACAUGGCAUGUAUGGCCAGCCUCCCUCCCCUGUCCGACCUUUGCUGGCAGCAGGCGACCAGAUCCAUCUCUAUCUCUAUCAAUAUCUGAUUAAUCUUUCAAUCAAAGUGAACAUUCCUUCAUUUUAUUAUUUCCGCGAGCCUGCGACCCUCGCCUAGGCGUCAUGGUGACUUAACACGACACGAACUGGACUAGACGUGGAGGACUGCCGUUUAUAGUUGCGCAGUGGAGCUGCGAAGAACUUUAGAAAAGUGUUAUCGCAUGCAAAUGCUAUGCUGGUUGUAGGGCCUCGGCUGCGCAUGAUCACAAGGUUGAUAUCGUGCGGUCCUGCGCUUCGGGGAAAAGAAGAAGUCGCACUUAUUGGCUGUAGUGGCCAGUCUACUCUCAAGGAUACGACCUCUUCAAGCGGUGAAUGCCAAGAACUCGACACAAAGCCCAUUUAUCGGGUUGUCUCGUUGGCGAUGCUGCCAUUGUCCAGACAUUCUUUGUGCUGUUUACCUCCCUCAGAUGUCUCCUUCGAGCAACAAAAGCUGUUCCAGAAGGAUUGACGUUGAGUACUGUAUCUGGCGGGGAUUUCACAAACAAUCCUCUACUGUGUCGUCGUGUUGGCAAUCGUACGCAAUGACAUGCCCGGCAAUGAGAUACAUACCUUUAGAUACUUGCGUCUUGAUGACAAUAC